Molecule: messenger RNA, 1260 nt
Organism: Diospyros lotus (date-plum)
Lineage: Eukaryota; Viridiplantae; Streptophyta; Magnoliopsida; Ericales; Ebenaceae
Product: probable calcium-binding protein CML23
Exons: 1
Coding region: 155-646 (163 amino acids)
Molecular function (GO): calcium ion binding
Source: RefSeq, a predicted model, not a curated record
CAGCCAUUAUUCUUAUUUCAGAUUUUAAACUAUCUUGAUUUUAGUCUUCUUCUUCUUCUUGUUCUUUUGUCGUUCUUCCUCUCUCUCUCCGCUCGUUAUAUUUCGGCGCGGAUGCGCUUAUCUUUCGUUUCUCUAAUCCAGCGACGUCUCCGACAUGGCAACAACAAGUUCAAGCAAUGGAAAGCGUACCAUCAAGAAGACGACCACGACUCUGGGCGACAUGGACGAGGUGGCGAAAGUUUUCAACAGGUUUGACGCUAAUGGCGAUGGUAAGAUCUCUGCCGCCGAGAUGACUGCCGUUCUUGGAGCGCUCGGCUCCGGCAUGUCGGCAGAGGAGGUGAGAGGUGUAAUGGCGGAGAUCGACAGGGACGGCGACGGCUUCGUUGAUCUUCGGGAGUUCGCCGACUUCCACAGCAAGGCGCUGGAAUGCGACGAUGGAAGUGCUAACAAGGAACUGCGGGACGCUUUCGACGUUUACGAUCGCGAUGGCAACGGAUUAAUUUCGGCGACGGAGUUACAUACGGUUUUGAAGAGUCUUGGAGAGAAGUGCUCCCUCAAGGACUGUCGUCAGAUGAUCAGUUCCGUGGACAUGGACGGCGAUGGUUGCGUUAAUUUCGAGGAAUUCCAGAAGAUGAUGAGGCCUUGAACCAGGGCUGGAAUCAUCAUGUACAUAUUGAAGACGGUAGAUUUGGACUAUAGUUUGAAUCUUGAUUAUUCAUCUGUUCAUAUCGGGCCUUUUUCGUCUCAAAGGUUCCGCUUCUUGGGCUACGAGCGGUGCCAUGAAGCAGUUGAAUGAAAUUCGCCUAUAGCUCUGAACGGCUGCCAUUAGAUGGUCCAUCAGUUCUGAAUAAUUUUUUUUUAGUAAUCUUCCGUCAUGUCUAGCGAUCAUCACAGGAUUGGUAUAUUUUUCCCAAUCGGCGUAAGAAACCAGUUAGUGGCGGUUUGGAAUCAUACGAAGAAAUUGGACGGACACAAUUUCAAUUAUAGACUUUUAAAUAAUUCUUUUAUUUGGAUUUAAAAUUCUAUUACCUUCAAUUUCUUCUAUUAGAGUGUGUCUAGAUUGUUAAAUAUAUAAUUAUUAGAAUUUUGGGAUAUAGUUUUAUUUAUUUUAUUCCCAUCCAUACCUAGAUCACUCUUCUGAGUAUAUUUUUGGAGCUUUGGUUCUCUUUCUUUGAGUUCCCAUAUUGAUUUUCUCAUCAAAAAAUAUGGAAAAGUUUCAUUUAAGGUAAGUACGAAGUCCUUUUCUAUACAUAGUGAGUA